GCGAGCGCAGGUGAGCGGGCGGGAGCAGUAGGGCGAGCGCGCUCGCCUCGCCGGAGCCAUGCUGCCUGCUGCUGUCCGGAGGUGGUUGCACAGGCCGAAGCGUUCUGAUCCCAGGCUGCUGUCUCAGUUUUUCUAUGCUGAUGAGAGAGUGACUCGAGUGGUAACGGAGAUCAAUUGUCUGGAUGUGGAGACGGAUCCUCAGCAGUACCUGGUGCUGCUAAAUCAGCUGCAUGUUAGUCAGGCUGAACUGUUAGCCAUCAUAGAGCAGAUAAUGGAUGAGUGCAUCCCCAAGGAGCGACAUGGCCGUGACUAUGUCAUCAAAUUCCCCGAGGACCUUCUAGUGGACAGCCUCCGGAACCACAUGUUGUUUGCUGCUGAGUGUUUGAUGGCACACACCUAUAUUGAUGUGGAUGAAGCUGAUGGAGUGCGGCUUCGACCUCUGGCCAAGGAUCUGCUGUGCAGCUUAGAACUGGUACGGACGGUACUCCGGGAGCAAAGCCUGAGCCAACAUGGUCCUUACUCAGAGCCUGUCCGUAGGGCACUGAUUCGCUUUGAUAUACUCUUUGCAGAGUUUGAACUGAGCUAUGUGUCUUCAUUGGUUUCGGUGAAAUCACCCGAAGAAGUCUAUAGGCAACAGGAGAUUGUUGUGCUAUUCUGCGAAACUGUGGCCAGAGCGCUGAAGCUUGGCUACUUGACACAGGAGAUGAUUGAUGGCUAUGAGCCGCAGCUGAUGUUCACAAUUCCCCGCCUGGCCAUUAUUAGUGGGCUUCUGAUCUACCCUGAUGGGCCCCUCAACUUGGAACGGAAGCCUGAGGACAUAUCCCGAGUCUUCAGCCCCUUUUAUGUCUUGCUUAGGAAAAUCAGAGACCUGUUGCGUGUGCUGUCCAGGGAAGAGCUUUACAUGUUGGAGAAACGUGUCCUGAAUGAAAGUGCUGCAGAUUCACAGGCCUCCUGCAAGGUGGACUCUGCUGACUUCAGGGGCUCUGUGGCUUGCUUAUCUGUCCCAAGGCAUCCUGGGCGGGAGCCUAAGAGCACCCAUGCAGGAGCCAUUGUUGAAGUUUCACGGCACUCCCGGUGGUUGGAAUUACGAUCCCGUUACAGGAACACCGAUGACAUGAUCCACACAUUAUUUGUUUGUAUCUCUGGAGUGGCAGACCAGCUCCAGACCAACUUUGCCAGUGACCUGCGUGCCAUCCUGAAAACUGUAUUUGCCAUCGUGACGUCCCAGACAGAGGAACUGGAAGUGACCAACACUGGCCAGGUGGGGGUCUGUGUGGCGCCCGCAGUUCCUCACUUGGCAGACUGUGCUCUCUGUUCCAGUAGUAGGCAAGGCCGUGGAAGACAAGAUACACUGGAACCACCAGAGUGGGUGCCAGACAGCACUUGCAACCAUUGCAUGGCUUGUCAUGUGCCUUUUACUUUUCUUCGUCGACGUCACCACUGCCGGAGUUGUGGGAAGAUCUUCUGCUCUCGCUGUUCCUCGCACUUGGCACCUCUGCCCCACUUCAGGCAGCUGAAGCCGGUCCGCAUCUGCAGUCACUGCUACACCACCCACUUACCCUCUGCCCACAAAGAUGCCAGCUGCUUGUGAGCAUCAGCCUGUG
Euleptes europaea (tarantolino) is the source of this 1604-nucleotide messenger RNA. Its product is annotated as lateral signaling target protein 2 homolog. Gene Ontology annotation, molecular function: metal ion binding. Lineage: Eukaryota; Metazoa; Chordata; Lepidosauria; Squamata; Sphaerodactylidae. The coding region runs from base 59 to 1591 and encodes 510 amino acids. Gene Ontology annotation, biological process: negative regulation of epidermal growth factor-activated receptor activity. The record is from RefSeq and is a predicted model, not a curated record. Gene Ontology annotation, cellular component: early endosome membrane. The transcript is spliced from 13 exons.